This is a messenger RNA of Diatraea saccharalis (sugarcane borer), 3400 nucleotides long. The record is from the annotation of a GenBank genome assembly. Lineage: Eukaryota; Metazoa; Arthropoda; Insecta; Lepidoptera; Crambidae.
CGUUAUUGAUGUAUUACCUAUUUGAACACUUCACUUGACUUCUUUACAAUGUUUUCAAAAAUCUUUCUCAAUUGUUUCAGUUUGACCGCGUUGACAGCAAGAAACAUGUUCUUCAUUUAUCGGACGACGUUAAGAUUUAAAACAGACCUUGUAUUAAACCGCAGAUAGGAGUGACAAGAAUGGUCUUCCACAAUAGAUAAUAAUCUAUAAUAAAUCUUUUGUAACAGCGCCAUUUUACAUAACUAACAUCGAGCGAUUCCAAACUACUCUCCAUUUCUUUACAAAUAAGUCUUGCAUAUAACAACAAAGUACAAUAUAUAUAUUACUUAAUUUAGUAAACUUGAGCUUUAAGCGCUAGUUACAUUCAUAUCCUACGACAAUACAUUUAGAUUUAAUAGAGAAAAUAUUACUUCAUAACCAUAUCAGAUAUUCAGCUGCCUUAAUAAAAUAUUUAUAGAAACAAUAGUAUUAGAAGUGCCAAAGUUUACUUGGAAAAAUGUCUCACGGUGGUGUGAAGAGUAACAAGAAUGGAAACGCGCAGACGGUGGAGUCGCCGACGAGGGAGGGUCUGGACAGUCCAACUCCUCCACCGGACGGCGGAUGGGGAUGGAUGGUAGUCUUUGCCUCGUUCAUGGUCCACAUUGUCACCGAUGGCCUGACCUAUUCGUUCGGUAUAUUCUAUGCGGAAUUCCUGACCUACUUUGAAGAGGGCAAAGGCAAGACUGCUUUGAUCGUCUCCAUCCUUGUAGGUGUCACGCUGAGCGCAGGUCCAGUGUCGAGCUCAUUCGUAAACCGUUGGGGAUGUCAGCGUGUAACAGUGGCGGGGGCCCUGUUAGCUUCGGUGUGCGUCAUUGUAUCAGCGUUCGCUACAAAUAUACUCACACUUAUAUUCACCAUCGGCAUCGGCGCCGGCUUUGGCUUCGGUCUCAUCUACCUACCUGCCAUUGUCAGCGUCACUGUCUGGUUUGAACGAUACAGGAGCUUAGCCACUGGAAUUGCAGUAUGCGGAUCAGGGUUAGGAACCUUCCUUUUUGCACCACUUACAUCUGCGUUAGUCGCAGAAUACGGCUGGAGAGGAGCGAUGACUAUCAUCGGUGCUUUAGUCCUAAACUGUGUACCAUUGGGGCUUAUGUUUCGACCUGUACCUGAGCGUCCGAUAACGCCAACCACGGAACGAAUGCUUGUUAAUCCGAAUAAUACUCCUUUAAAAAGAUCGCAAAGUACAGAGCAUGUUAUUCGUGCGAACGGGAAAAUUGAAGAGCGUGAUACGGCAAGACUAACGUUAUCUCAACCUGCACUGAACAAGCAACAGGAAAAACACAACUUCGUCAGAUCGCAUUCCCGUCACGGAAGUGGCAUAAUGCAAAGGCCAGAUGUUCUUUAUCAAGGGAGCAUGACUAGCAUAGCAAAGUUCAGAGCACCUUCCCCAGAUAGAAUCACAAUAGCAAAAGAGGAAAAAGAAACGAGAUGUGGAUGGCUACCAUGCUCAGCGGAAUCAAAAGCCGCAUUAUCAGAAAUGCUCGAUCUUUCGCUACUAGUAGACCCUAUAUUUAUAUUAUUUUCGUUAUCUAAUUUCUUAACUAGUAUAGGCUUCUACAUUCCAUACAUAUACACAGUGCCUAUGAGCGAAAAGUUGGAAGUAACAAACUCGGCCUAUUUGAUAUCUAUAAUAGGAGGUGCGAAUUUAAUUGGGAGGAUAAUUCUAGGUUUCAUCAGUGACAAACCAUGGGUGAACCGUUUGCUUGCUUACAAUAUGUGUCUUACAAUUGCAGGCAUAAGUACAGCUAUGGCGACGUUUUGUUGGGAAUUCUGGGGCCUAGCGAUGUACGCGACGGUAUUUGGCUUCACUAUCGGCGCAUACGUGGGUCUUACUUCCGUGGUGCUGGUAGAUCUGCUGGGAUUGGAGAAGCUGACCAAUGCUUUCGGGCUGUUGUUGCUUUUCCAAGGCAUUGCUUCCCUCAUCGGACCUCCAUUUGCUGGUUGGCUGUAUGACGCGUUAAGCUCAUACGCACCAGCAUUCUACGUCGCCGGCGUCACUAUAUCUUUGAGCGGUCUCAUCCUCUUUUUCAUCCCCAUCAUCGAGCGACGGAAUAGGCGUCGAUGGAACACGGAAACCGCCCUCGAGAAUAUAUAGCACCAACCGAACGAGGGAGGGACCGAUCAUCUAAUAAGUGGGUCCAAUCUCGUCAGAAGUGGGACCAAUAGGAAUGGUACUAACACCGCUCAGGGGUUCAACCCGAUCAAUGCGAGGUCCAACCCGCUAAUAAUACUGAACAGUCCCUCCACGCCUUCUGAGACUAACAGGGUAUACAUAUAUAACAGUUCUGAUGAUUAUGACUCUUUAGAUGAAUACGAGAGUCAUCAAACUCAUUCCAGACAGUAGGUGAAGUGACAGUGAUAAUGAAGGUGCAAUAUUCUGUUUAUUUUCUAUAGAGCCGACGUCUUACCUAAUAAACUGCUAUAUCAAAUUUAGAAUUAAGCAUGUGUUUAGUUUCAUUUGUAAAUUGUUUUUACGACUGUAAUUAUAGUUUCAACUACGCAUUUCUUUUGUAUUAGUGAAUAAUUAUUCAUUCACUCGCAAGUUUCAUUUAGUUCUAAGUUUUCGUGUCUUACAGGUAUAAACAUUUAUACACGCAAGCUCCUGUAACAUAAAAAUCAUCAUAGUAAACGAAAUAUAUAUCUAUUUUUUUUAAAGUAAAAACAUGUAUUAAUCCUUCAACAUUUAUUGAGAUUUAAUAAAAUUCAUCGAUUAAAAAUAAUUAAUAGCUAACUACAUACUAAUUUCAAAUAAAAUUGUUCAUGAUGUUUCAAAUGUUCUUUCGUAAAUUACUUAAGAUUGAAUUCCUUUAAAUUCAAGUUAUAUAAGUAAUUAUUAUUAUCAGUUUUACCAUAAAAUAAUUUUAUAUAACUAUUUCAUUAACAACAUACACUAUUAUUAUAAGAUAUCUAAAUUUAUUCUUAUUAUAUAAUAUUCUAAAAUAUACAGGCAACAGCACAGCAAGCUACACAAAGCUAUUAGGUUCAGCUUUGAACUGCAAAAAUUUUAUAUGUAACUUGGUGCGCUGCUGUGUAUCCAAACUAAACAUUUAUGAAUUUCUUUAAUAUGACGGCCUUAAUACGGACCAAUCGUGGGUAGAAUGGUUCCAAUAAGUACCAGAUGCAUAAUCUGUCUCAUGUGAUCGUAGAAGUAGAUACUUAUAUAUGAUAUUACAUUAGUUAAUUAAUAAUUUUUAAUAAUGUUUUUUAUCUGCAAAAGUCCUACUAACGUCUAUAGUUCAUCGGAAGCAAUGCCUGGUUUACAUUUGCUUUUUUUAUUUUUUAUUUAUGUAAAAAUAUUACAUUUAAUACCAUGCCAAAAAUCAGGUUUUAUAUAACAUUUGUAAAUAUAAAUGGCAUUGUU